GUUCCCAGUGGAAGUCAUGUUUACAGAAGUUCAUAGACUUUAAUUGUUCUGUUUCUCUGCAUGUUGUGCAAUCCAGAGUGUGUUUUUGUUUGCUUACACAGAGCUGGAAAUUUCUCUUUAUUAUUUACGAGGAGCUUCUAAUAGAGAUCAAAUUCAUUCUGUUUAAGUAAUAAAAUGUUGAACACAAAUUCGACUGGAUCUCUGCUGUGUCGUCUAGCUGUUAUAUUGGCAGUCGCUGGUGUCAUCUCUCUCACCGUCAUGUUUUUAUGGACUUCACCUCAAACCUUUUUACCUCAACAACUUUCAUUUAAGCCAAACUCAGGUAGACACCACGCAGAGAACAACAACUCACUUGAUGAAGCAGUGGUUGACAAACCGAUUCUUUUGUUAUGGGUCUGGCCUCAAAAUUACAGAUUCGAUCUGAGCGACUGUAAAACUAUUUACAACAUUGAUGGCUGUCUUCUGACAGAUGAUAGAUCUCUCUACAGCAACUCGGAUGCAGUGCUUAUUUUUCACAGGGCUAUUAGUGGGGAUCUGUCCACACUUCCUCCAUCUCCUCGCCCUCCGUUUCAAAAGUGGAUAUGGAUGAAUGUUGAAUCACCACACAACACACAACAAAUACCAGGAAUUGAAAACCUGUUUAAUCUGACUCUCACUUAUAGAGAGGACUCUGACAUUCCUGUCAAGUUACGACUGACCAGCAGAAAGAUCCCAGAUGAGGAUUUUGAAAUUCCCAAAAAAGAAAAACUCAUCUGUUGGGUUGUGAGUAACAAUUUGGACUGGACAGGCGUCGGCACCAGAAACGCUUAUUUCCACGAACUUAGCAAGCACGUCUACAUACACGUGUAUGGAAAAGCUUUUGGAUCGUUCCUGGAUUAUAAAGACUACUUUCCCACCAUAGCCAGCUGUAAAUUUUAUCUCUCCUUUGAGAACUCCAUUCACAAAGACUACAUCACUGAGAAGGUAAAUGGACCUCUGGCAGUAGGUACUGUACCUGUGGUGCUGGGACCUCCCCGAAAAAACUAUGAAAGGUUUAUACCGGGUGACUCAUUUAUUCAUGUGGAUGACUUUCCAGAUGCAAAGUCACUAGCAGAAUAUCUUCAGCGUCUGGACCAGGAUGAUGAAGCGUAUCGCAGCUACUUUAACUGGAGGAGACAUUUCUCAGCUCGACCUCAUUUAAUAUUACAGAACCAAGAGUUUGUUCUGGCUAUUUGUACGGCCUGUGAUUAUGUAGGAAGACACAAGGAAUAUAAAGAAGCUCAUGAUAUCUAUGAAUGGUUUUUCAACUAAUGUCAUCUUGGAUUUUAGUGUUAGCCUAACCUUGAAAAAGAAUCACUGCUAAUAAAUGGUAAAGUUACAUCAACUUUGAUACAUCAUAGUUUUAUAUAAUAUGAAUAUAUUAUAUAUUUUAUUUAUAUAUGAAUGAAUGAAUAAUCUUCUGCCCUGUGGUCUUCUGCUCAAACAUUCAUAUUUUGUAAUGCAGCACUGUAUACUGUAAUAGGCUACUAACUAAUACGUUUUUUUUUUUUGGCAUAUUUCCUCAUUUGUCCAACGUCAUCUUCUAUUUGAAUAAAUGUAAAUGUUCAUGUGUUCAUUAUUUUGGUAUUGUCCAUUAAAUGUACAAUUUGCAAGAUAUUUGCAGUAAAAUAUCCAAAAACCACUA
Messenger RNA from Paramisgurnus dabryanus, 1663 nucleotides. RefSeq names its product 4-galactosyl-N-acetylglucosaminide 3-alpha-L-fucosyltransferase 9-like. Gene Ontology annotation, cellular component: membrane. Lineage: Eukaryota; Metazoa; Chordata; Actinopteri; Cypriniformes; Cobitidae. Gene Ontology annotation, molecular function: alpha-(1->3)-fucosyltransferase activity. The record is from RefSeq and is a predicted model, not a curated record.